Molecule: messenger RNA, 9234 nt
Organism: Leopardus geoffroyi (Geoffroy's cat)
Lineage: Eukaryota; Metazoa; Chordata; Mammalia; Carnivora; Felidae
Product: zinc finger protein 160-like
Exons: 4
Coding region: 2829-7319 (1496 amino acids)
Biological process (GO): negative regulation of transcription by RNA polymerase II
Molecular function (GO): DNA-binding transcription repressor activity, RNA polymerase II-specific
Source: RefSeq, a predicted model, not a curated record
UAUAGGAAAGGAGAAAUAAAUGAAAGGAAAUUGACAUCAUGUUCUUGGGUGGACAAACUCAAUAUUAUAGAAAGGUCAAUUCUCCUUUAGCUAGUUUCUAAAUUUAGUUUGAUCCUGAUAUAGAUACGAUCAGUUUCUUCAAACUAUCAAUGUGACUGUAAAAAUCUUACAGAAUACGGAAGAAUAGGCACAAAAACGUCCUCAUUGAGUUUUGAUGCAACUUGUUUUGUAUGUUCCGAGUGGCCAGUGGUGUAUCCAUUGGCAGCACCUGCUUCUUGAGUGUCUUCCAGGACAUCACGAUUGGCCCCAGGAACUCCAAGAUGAUAGAACCUAAAAUAGAGGCUCUGCGUGCCUCUCUAACAGUCAGCUGCCCAAUCGUAACUUGGUGGUAAAUACCACUUUCAAUCUUCCUGCGACUGACUGAACCGUGAAACCAUCACAUAGAAACAUGACUGGGGGUGCUGAAUACCAAGAUCACACAAUCACCACUUUUAACCUUUUUGGGAUUCAUGCCCUGGGGCAGUAUCUCCCUAGUUUUCAAGCUUUUAAGAUACAAGCAGUGGGUCCAGCACAUUUACAGGAACAACAUCUCCAGAAUUUCCCCAGAGGUGAGGUCUACCCAAGGCAUCCUUGUCUUGGUAAGCACCUUUGUGUCUUUUUAAGCUCCCUCUUCCACCUUUUCACGUCAUUUGGCUCUUUCUGAAAAUCCCAGUUGGUGGGAGCUGAACCUCUGUGCUCUAAUCACUCCAUGUUUGUUUUUUUUUUUUUUUUUUUUUUUUUUUUUUUUUUCUUAACAGUCAGCCCUUUUGUUCUCUGGAGCCCUGACCUUAUUGUGUCCAGGAUCGUCUCUGCACGCUGCAGAAGGAAUACACAACUGUCCAAAAUGACAAGAUACCUAUAAACUAUUGUAAACUGUUAGACAAUGUGUAGUUACUUUUUAAUUCACUCCUUGCAGAGAUUUAAGCCCUGGAAGGGGCAGUCACAUAAUAGAGAGGAUGUGAAAAGCAAAUGCAGCCAGCACCACCUUCAGAAUUUCCACAGGAAACAGAAGAGGAGCUAUUAACUGGCACAUUUCCUAUUAAAAAGUAUUAAGAGUGUAUAUGACGCUGCUGAAAACGUGAAACACUAGUGGCUGAAUUUGCUUGCACCAUUUACGUACAGAACAGAAAUCCUUAUCAUAUGUUUGUGGAAAUACUUCAAAACCAGAAUGUCAUCAGUACUAGGAAAAGUUAAAUCUCUCUGAAGGAGUCCACCUUUUAGAAGCUUCCUUAUCUGCCCUUGACACCAACCAAUCAGAAACAGAAAAAAAAAAAAAAAAGGAUCAGUUAAAAUAUCUAAUUUUCUGGGUACCUGGGUGUCUCAGUUGGCUGAGCCAGGGACUCUUCGUUUCGGCGGAGGUCAUAUCUCAGGGUUUGCGAUAUCCAGUCCAGACAUGGGGUGACGGGCGGCGUACAGAGGGCUCUGCUCAGAGCCAGCUUGGGAUUCUAGAUCUAGCUGUCUGCCCCUUCCCGCUUGCAUUCCCUCCCGUGCUCUCUCUCAAAAUAAAUAAAUUUUUAAAACUCUAAUUUUCAAGAAAAAAAAGAGACUUCUAAAAUACCUGAGAACAAACACUUUAAUUAAAAUUGCAAUGAAAUUUGGCAGUUAAGGGCUUAAGCACAUACAGGUCCCACUGGUAGGUCUCAAAGACAUUUGGAUUUGUAAUUCAUCUGGAGAGGUGUGGAGUCGAAUAUCAAAUUUAAGAGAGAGACAUUAAUCAACACCCAUUGACGCAGAAACUUUUAUUCCUUUAAAGCAACGUGCCAGCGCUCCGUCCCACAGCCCAAGGCCCGGCGGGGAAAGCCUGGAGUGCAGUGCAAGGGAUGGCGAGAAGUGACAGUUGAGUGAAAAGUCUGAUGACGAGUUAAUACCGAACAGCACAAUUCCCACAGGACAGUGUUUAUUUCUUUUAAUGUUGACUUUAUUUUUGAAAGAGAGAGAGUGCGAGCGAGAUAGGGGCAGAGAGAGAAGGAGACAGAAUCCAAAGCAGGCUCCAAGCUCUGAGGUGUCAGCACAGAGCCCGAUGGGAGGCUCCAACCCACCAUAGGGAGAUCAGGACCAGAACCAAAGUCAGAGGCUUAACCUACUGAGCCACACAGGCGCCCCCCGCCCCCCAGAACAGUUGCGCGUGUCGCAUUCUAGCGUCCAUCACCGACAAUGACCACCCCGGCUUUUACUUCACUAAACAAGGAGCUGUCACUAUCCGGGUCUCAGUCGAUCCACGAGGAUCCCGGGCGCCAGGUCCCCACACUGCUCCGCCUCCCCCCUAGAGCGCAUGUCCACCGCUCUCUAAAAACUUUUCUCUCACCCCCACCGCAACCCGCCCCCCCCCCCCCAAUUGCUUCCCCGGGCACCGGGCUCAACUUGUGAAAUACCGCCGCUCCCAAUAGAAGCGGCCCACCCUUCCCCGAGGUUGCACCCAGCCUGGCUCGAAACGACACCAGCGGGAUUGGACGGAAUCCAAAAGCGGAACCCGAAACCGCGCGGCCGGAAGAGAAAACAGGCCCGCAGACGCUAGGAGGAGAGUGGUGCGCUGGACCCGCCCCACCGGAUGUGUCCUGGACACGCCCCGGCACCGCCCCGCGGCGCACGCGCGUGCGCCAUUUUCUGCAGCCCCGGAAGCUGAUCCAGCAGGGCAACGUACGCUGUGGGGUGAGUGAGUCUUCAUUUUUCUGAUUCGCACCGGCGGUCGCGCUGCUCAGUGCCUGGGGCUCACCCCAGGUUCCGGGGUCGCCUGGUAAGUAUAACCUUACUUGAGAAAGAAGACCAGAAGAAGGGGGAAAAAAGAAGGAAUGGCUCUUUUCCAGGGACGGUUGACCUUUAGGGAUGUGACCAUAGAUUUCUCUCAGGAGGAGUGGGAGUGCCUGGACGCCGCUCAGAGGGCUUUGUACAAGGAUGUGAUGUUGGAGAACUACAGGAACCUGGUCUCCGUGGGUGAGGAUAACUUGCCUCCAGAAGUCGGAAGCUUUUCUCCUGGAUUUGCACUCAAGGAAUUGUCACCAGUAGAGGACAUUUAUAAAGGAAAAUUUUACCACUUAGUGAUAUUGGAGAGAAAUGAAAGCCAUGGCAUCAAGAAUUUUGAUCUCAAGGAAGUCUGGGAAAAUAGGCAUGAGUUUGAAAAUCGGUGGGGAGAUGAUGCAAGAAAUUACAAAGAAGUGCCUUUGACUCAUAACAAAAAUCUCACUUGUAGGAAAGAUCAGCCACUUAAUCAGCCCUCAGUUACUCUUCCUGAAAAGCAGAGUGUUUCUGUGAGAAAAAAUACAUACCAGUAUGUCAUGAAUAAUGAACCAUUCAUCAGGACUUUGUUACAACAGGACAGUAAUGUAAGUGGUUCUGGAAACCAGUAUAUAAACUGCUUGGAAAAUAGAAUUGGAUUAAGUUUGCAGGCACACCUGGGUGAACUCCAGAGAUUUGACAGUGAGGAGGAAAUGUAUGAAUGUAGUAAUCCAAUUGAGAAGUCUGUCAGCAAUGGUUCCUCAGUCUCACCACUUGAAAGAAUUCCUCCCAGGACCCAAAACAUUUGGAAUAAAUCUAGGAAGAUUUAUCAUUUGUUACCUGCCCAAGCCAGGAGAGGAUACACCAGAGGAAAAUCUUAUAAAUGUAAUGAAUGUGGGAAGGAUUUUAGCAAGAGCUCAAACCUCAUGAAUCAUGAGGGUAUUCUUUGUGGACAGAGACCUUACAAAUGUAAUGCAUGUAGCAAAGCGUUUGUUGAGUGUUCAAGCCUUACUCAAGAUAAGAAAAUCCAUACCGGUGAGAAACCUUACAAAGGUAAUGAGUGUGCCAAAGCGUUUACCCAAUUUGGCAACCUUAGUAGUCAUCAGAAAAUACAUGCUGGGGAGAAACAGCACAAAUGUAAUGUGUGUGACAAGGCUUUUAUCCAAAGGUCAUACCUUGUGGUACAUCAGAGAAUUCACACAGGAGAAAGACCUUAUAGAUGUACUAAAUGUGAUAAGGCUUUUACCAAACAUUCAGAACUUUUGCGUCAUGAGAGGACUCAUACCGGUGAGAAACCUUACAAAUGUAUUGACUGUGGCAAGGCCUUUUUGAGGAGUUCACACCUUACUCAGCAUAAGAGAAUCCAUACUGGAGAGAAACCUUACAAGUGUAAUGAAUGUGGCAAGGCUUUUAACCAAUUUUCAAACCUUCGGUGUCAUGAGAAAAUUCAUACUGGCGACAAACCUUACAAAUGUAAUGAGUGUGGCAAAGCCUUUACCCAGGCUUCAGGACUCACUGAACAUCAGAGAGUCCAUACAGGACAGAAACCAUAUAAAUGUAAUGAAUGUGGUAGGGCUUUUAUCCGAUCUUCACACCUUAGGCGUCAUGAGAAAAUUCAUACUGGUGACAAACCUUACAUAUGUCAUGAGUGUGGCAAAGCCUUUACCCAGCGUUCAGAACUCUCUACACAUCAGAGAGUCCAUACAGGAGAGAAAGUAUAUAAGUGUUUCGUAAGUGGCAAAUCCUAUAGUCAAAAUUCAAACCUGGCAAAUCAUCAGAGAAUGCAUACUGGAGAGAAACCUUACAAAUGUAAAGAGUGUGGCAAAUCAUUUACACAAUUUGGAAAUCUCACUAUGCAUCAGAAAAUACACACUGGGGAAAAACCACACAAAUGUAAUGUGUGUGACAAGGCUUUUAUCCAAAGGUCAUACCUUGUGGUACAUCAGAGAAUUCACACAGGAGAAAGACCUUAUAGAUGUACUAAAUGUGAUAAGGCUUUUACCAAACAUUCAAAACUUUUGCGUCAUGAGAGGACUCAUACCGGUGAGAAACCUUACAAAUGUAUUGACUGUGGCAAGGCCUUUUUGAGGAGUUCAUACCUUACUCAGCAUAAGAGAAUCCAUACUGGAGAGAAACCUUACAAGUGUAAUGAAUGUGGCAAGGCUUUUAACCAAUUUUCAAACCUUCGGUGUCAUGAGAAAAUUCAUACUGGCGACAAACCUUACAAAUGUAAUGAGUGUGGCAAAGCCUUUACCCAGCCUUCAGGACUCACUGAACAUCAGAGAGUCCAUACAGGACAGAAACCAUAUAAAUGUAAUGAAUGUGGUAGGGCUUUUAUCCGAUCUUCACACCUUAGGCGUCAUGAGAAAAUUCAUACUGGUGACAAACCUUACAUAUGUCAUGAGUGUGGCAAAGCCUUUACCCAGCGUUCAGAACUCUCUACACAUCAGAGAGUCCAUACAGGAGAGAAAGUAUAUAAGUGUUUCGUAAGUGGCAAAUCCUAUAGUCAAAAUUCAAACCUGGCAAAUCAUCAGAGAAUGCAUACUGGAGAGAAACCUUACAAAUGUAAAGAGUGUGGCAAAUCAUUUACACAAUUUGGAAAUCUCACUAUGCAUCAGAAAAUACACACUGGGGAAAAACCACACAAAUGUAAUGUGUGUGACAAGGCUUUUAUCCAAAGGUCAUACCUUGUGGUACAUCAGAGAAUUCACACAGGAGAAAGACCUUAUAGAUGUACUAAAUGUGAUAAGGCUUUUACCAAACAUUCAGAACUUUUGCGUCAUGAGAGGACUCAUACCGGUGAGAAACCUUACAAAUGUAUUGACUGUGGCAAGGCCUUUUUGAGGAGUUCACACCUUACUCAGCAUAAGAGAAUCCAUACUGGAGAGAAACCUUACAAGUGUAAUGAAUGUGGCAAGGCUUUUAACCAUUUUUCAAACCUUUGGUGUCAUGAGAAAAUUCAUACUGGCGACAAACCUUACAAAUGUAAUGAGUGUGGCAAAGCCUUUACCCAGGCUUCAGGACUCACUGAACAUCAGAGAGUCCAUACAGGACAGAAACCAUAUAAAUGUAAUGAAUGUGGUAGGGCUUUUAUCCGAUCUUCACACCUUAGGCGUCAUGAGAAAAUUCAUACUGGUGACAAACCUUACAUAUGUCAUGAGUGUGGCAAAGCCUUUACCCAGCGUUCAGAACUCUCUACACAUCAGAGAGUCCAUACAGGAGAGAAAGUAUAUAAGUGUUUCGUAAGUGGCAAAUCCUAUAGUCAAAAUUCAAACCUGGCAAAUCAUCAGAGAAUGCAUACUGGAGAGAAACCUUACAAAUGUAAAGAGUGUGGCAAAUCAUUUACACAAUUUGGAAAUCUCACUAUGCAUCAGAAAAUACACACUGGGGAAAAACCACACAAAUGUAAUGUGUGUGACAAGGCUUUUAUCCAAAGGUCAUACCUUGUGGUACAUCAGAGAAUUCACACAGGAGAAAGACCUUAUAGAUGUACUAAAUGUGAUAAGGCUUUUACCAAACAUUCAGAACUUUUGCGUCAUGAGAGGACUCAUACCGGUGAGAAACCUUACAAAUGUAUUGACUGUGGCAAGGCCUUUUUGAGGAGUUCAUACCUUACUCAGCAUAAGAGAAUCCAUACUGGAGAGAAACCUUACAAGUGUAAUGAAUGUGGCAAGGCUUUUAACCAAUUUUCAAACCUUCGGUGUCAUGAGAAAAUUCAUACUGGCGACAAACCUUACAAAUGUAAUGAGUGUGGCAAAGCCUUUACCCAGCCUUCAGGACUCACUGAACAUCAGAGAGUCCAUACAGGACAGAAACCAUAUAAAUGUAAUGAAUGUGGUAGGGCUUUUAUCCGAUCUUCACACCUUAGGCGUCAUGAGAAAAUUCAUACUGGUGACAAACCUUACAUAUGUCAUGAGUGUGGCAAAGCCUUUACCCAGCGUUCAGAACUCUCUACACAUCAGAGAGUCCAUACAGGAGAGAAAGUAUAUAAGUGUUUCGUAAGUGGCAAAUCCUAUAGUCAAAAUUCAAACCUGGCAAAUCAUCAGAGAAUGCAUACUGGAGAGAAACCUUACAAAUGUAAAGAGUGUGGCAAAUCAUUUACACAAUUUGGAAAUCUCACUAUGCAUCAGAAAAUACACACUGGGGAAAAACCACACAAAUGUAAUGUGUGUGACAAGGCUUUUAUCCAAAGGUCAUACCUUGUGGUACAUCAGAGAAUUCACACAGGAGAAAGACCUUAUAGAUGUACUAAAUGUGAUAAGGCUUUUAUCAAACAUUCAGAACUUUUGCGUCAUGAGAGGACUCAUACCGGUGAGAAACCUUACAAAUGUAUUGACUGUGGCAAGGCCUUUUUGAGGAGUUCACACCUUACUCAGCAUAAGAGAAUCCAUACUGGAGAGAAACCUUACAAGUGUAAUGAAUGUGGCAAGGCUUUUAACCAUUUUUCACACCUUUGGUGUCAUGAGAAAAUUCAUACUGGCGACAAACCUUACAAAUGUAAUGAGUGUGGCAAAGCGUUUACCCGACUUGGAAAACUUACUAAUCAUCAGAAAAUACACGCUGGCUAGCAACCACCCAAAUGUGAUGUGUGUAACAAGGCUUUUAUCCAAACGUCAGGCCUUUGGCACCUCAGAGAAUCCGUACAGGAGAAAACCCUUGUAAAUGUACUAAAUGUGAUAAAGCUUUUAGCACACGUUGAGACCUUUGUAGUCAUGAGAGUACUUCUACUGGAGAGAAACUUUACAGAUGUAGUGAGUGUGGCAAAACCUUUGCUGAGCGCUCACAUGUUAACAGAAAAAUCCAUACUAAAGAGAAACCUUAACAGAUAUAAUGAGUGUGGCAAAGCGUUUACCCAAUUUGGAAACCUUACUGGGCCUCAGAAAAUACACACUGGGCAGAAACCACACAAAUGUAAUGUGUAUAACAAGGCUUUUAUCCAUUGUUCAAGUCUUAUGGCACAUCAGAGAAUUCAUACAGCAGAAAAACUUUACAAAUGUAAUAUGUGUAAUGAGGCUUUUAUCAAACAUUCUCACCUUUGGUGUCGUGAGAGAUCUCAUACUAGAGAGAAACUGUACAAAUGUAUUUAGUGUGGAAAAGCCUUUAUGGAGCAUUCACAUCUUACUCACUGUGAACCUAAUAUGUGUGGCAGUGCUUUUAUUCAAAGCUCAAACUUUGGUGAGCAUCAAAGAAUUCAUAGGAGAAAAAAACAAAUGAGCAAGGGUUCAACACUUGCUCAGCAUCAGAGAUUCCAUCAUGGAGAGGAACCAUAUGGAACUAACAUAAGUGGGAAAUCUUGUAACCAUGGUUCACAACUCACCUGAUAGAAUAGAAGCCUCUGAAAGGAAGAACACUGAAGGAAUGUAUGGCAGGGCUUAUCCAAAGCUUAUUUUAAGUUGUGGAAUGUAAUUUCUACUAGAGAGAAAAACCUUACAAAUAAAAUAGGUGUGAUCUGGGUUAUAAAAAAUGUACAAAUUGGGGAGGGGAUAAAAAUAGGUCAAUGGAGUUAGGAGGUACAGACUUCCAGUGAUAAGAAAACAAAAUGUACAACUUUGUGCUUUGUGGUCUAGAAAGAAUUCACAUAACACUGAAACCAUACAAAUGUGUCAAUGUCUUUACCUCAGGAAAUACUGAAUAAUUCAUGCUGGACAGGAACAUUAACGUAUAAUGAAGGCGGUAAUUUGUUUAGCCAGUUCUUCAAUGGACUACAAUUUAAAACUUCACACUAGGGAGAAGUAGGUCUAUUUUGAGGAUUAACCAAUCUUAGGUGUUAAGUUCCACAGAAAAUUAAAAUUAUUUAAAAGUCAUGAGAUGGUGUGUCAAUGGUACAAGUAUAUCUGUGGAAAGACCUAAUCAUCUUCUGUUCAAGUAUUUUAUAAAGAUUUUAUUUUCUUCUGUGCACACAACAUGGGGCUCAAACUCAACAACCCCCAGAGCAAGAGUCACAUGCUCUUUUGGCUUAGCUUGCCAGGUUAACAUUUUUUAUUCAAUUAUUUGAGGUUUCUGUUUUUUUUUUUAAUGUUUUUAUUUUUCAUAGAGUGAGAGGAAGAGAGAUCUAGUGGGGGAGAGGGAGAGGGAGGCAAUCGGAAGCAGGCUCCAGGCUUUAAGCUGACAGCAGAGAGCCAGACUGGAGUGUUGAACUCAUGAACCACAAGAUGACCUGAGCCGAGGUUGGAUGCUUAACCAACUCAGCCAUCCAGGCACCCCAAUUAUUUGAGGUUUCUUGACACUACAUUAUUAUUGAUGACUUAUAGCCUCAAGUUUGGAUUCCAUUGAUGUUAUACUUUCAUUAUAUGUGUUUCAUUGGCAACCAUAGUGGUGGUCUCAGAGAAAGCAUCUGUAUGGUAAAUGGAACCUCUUCAAUGAGGGUGAGGGGCUUAGUCAUACCUAUAUACCCAGGAAAACUGGUAUGCUAAGUUUAAGAUAGACUAUACUAUAUACAUUUGGGAGCAUAGGGAGUGGCAAGGAAUAAACCUAAAACUCUUA